Spirometra erinaceieuropaei is the source of this 10951-nucleotide messenger RNA. NCBI's taxonomy places the organism in Eukaryota, Metazoa, Platyhelminthes, Cestoda, Diphyllobothriidea, Diphyllobothriidae. The record is from the annotation of a GenBank genome assembly.
AUGUCGAGGUUCGGUACUUCGAAGUACGUUGGCGGAUGUUUUAUCCAGUUUCACCUUAUAAAUUGGAUAAGGUAUUACACAGAAAGGCGGCCAGCGGUAACCUGUGACAGAUGUGCCAUUUUAGUAGGCAACGAAUACUAAAUUUUGUACAAAUGAACACAUUGUUUACAUUUGAAGACCGCUGUCACUGCAUUGAUUUUAUGACCGGUCGAUUAAGUUUAUAUGUCGUAGCCUUUGUAGCCUUUAAACUUAAUGGCUACGAAGUAAUUUUUGAGUCCGAAAAUAUUUGAAUUCUGCAUUUUUUGAAGAAUGCUUAAAUGGUAUCCAUUUGACUUACAGUUUUCCUGACCGCAAACUGUCGACUGAUCUAUAUAUAUAUAUAUAUAUAUGUAUAUAUGUAUAAAGGACUUGUCCCACUUUGCUAAAUUUUAUUGUAUUGGAAGCACAUAUAGCUAAACCCACUAACCGCUUAUCAGUGAAAGUUGGGCACUUUACCGUUCUACUACCUCAACACUUUUACUAUGUUAGUCAAACGCUUUGGAUACACCAUUUGUGCCAGUCUCAUAAGCCGCUUACUGAUUCUGCCCCACUGGUUUUUCAUGAAACUUGCUGGUAUUGAUACUUGAUAAAACAGACGUCUCAAGAUUUCACAAGUUAAGACCACUAGCCAAAACGGUGGAAGUAGGACACUUCGAUAAGGUUGAGAUCAGGCAGGAUGGUAUUGCACCAUAUGAAAAUUGACCAACGGUGCCACUUCUACCUCAAUUCUAAACAUUACAAGCGUAAUCGGACUUCCUCAAUUUGCUCAUGUUCGGCUUAGGCUUGCAGAAUAAUCGAAACAUUCUCUUUUUGUCCAUCUACUACAAAGGUUAUUCAUGCAGGUCCUUCAGCGCCGAAAUCUCAAUUCGCAGGUGAUACCACAUUUGCCGCUUCUGGCUGUCGAAAGCCCCUUCAUCUUCCGUCAACUCUUCGACCCCGUAUCUUCUACUUAUACCUACUUACUUGGCGAUGCACGUUCCCGUGAUGCUCUUAUCAUUGAUCCGGUUCUCGAAAAAGCCGAACGAGACGUCGAUCUGGUGCGCAUUUCCUGUUUGCAUCCUCAUUUCCACUUUAAAUGUCUUUUUGGAAUUUAUUAAGCGGGCUAAAAGUCUGUUCAGACCCCGGACUGAACUCGCCCUAGAUUGAUUUGAAAGGUCUCGCACGAAUUGGAAAAAAUAUGCUGCUAGAAGCUUUCUAAAUGGUAGCCUCCUCUUCAUUAACUGGUCUUCGCUACCAGUCCAGUGACGAGAGCCUCGCUUGAUGCCCGCUGAUCCGGAUGAAGCGACAUUUGGCGGUUGCCGGAUCCUUAAUCGCAAUUUCACCAUUCUAGUAAUUUAAUAAAAUUUACUCUGGACAGAAUAUUAUGCUUACAACAGAGUGCGUACGUUCCAAUUUUAUACGAUGUUCUAACCAGCGGCCCCAUUUAAAUUAAUCAGUUCAUAAUCUGUAUGCUCGGGAGAUAUGUCAGAGUAUUUAUCCUGAAUGCUGCUUAGCAUAGGGAAUGUGCCAUUGUUCCGUGACAUGUUUUUGUCAUGGGUAGGUGACCGACAGGAUUUGAUUCCAUGAUAGUUCUGAAGCAAUGCACGGUUGAUUUCAAAUUUUACAAAACUAUUCACACAAGGUUUCAUCUCUUUCUACUCGUCAGCGUUCCGAUGCAGUGUAGCGUUUAUGAGUUAGUCCAGCUGUCCAAACAUUCCUGGAGAUGACUCACGGUUCUUAAAGCCUCCAUACAUCCCUUUUCCUGAUAAUCUCAACAGCUAACUUUAAACCGAUUUUGGUCGCCUUUAUAAAACUACCGUCUGUUUGAGGAAUAUGAAUUUGAUUUUGUGUUGGGGUCGGUGGAGCGCCAAUCCUACAUGCACUUGAAGCCGAAAAGGCAUUAACCCCUGGCUCAGGUAAGGGAACGUUUAGUUCAGAUAGCCGAUAGGUAGUUGGGUUGUAAAUGAUCCCCCAGUGGCCAUUUCAGGCUCUCUUGCGGUAAAGGUGCGGGCCACCUGCAGACUGAAGCUUCGAGGCAAAACAAGAAACGCUGUCUCAUUGCGACCUUGAAAUCCUAUCGAUCAUGAUUUUUUUGUUUGUGAGUAUACGUGCAGUCUACAAAGUCCCUGCACCUCUUUUACCCGUUAAAAAAUAAAAAUUAAACGUACCAAACCGAAUUAUUGAAUGGAGCCUUCGGACAAAACUAGCUGGAGCCACGAAUGACGCGUUUUUCAAGCCUGACGGCUUUACACAAUUGUCUUGAGCGAUUUUACUCCGAAACUCCUCCUUGAAACAAUGGUCUGCGCAGGACACAAAAACUGAAACCUUCUUCCAUCAGCUUCUUUCUCUCAGGAUGAUAUUUCUUGCUUCUUUUGAGACAUCCACACGGACACGUUAUUUCUCUUGUAUAGGAUGCGCGCCUUCUAAUGCCCCCUAACCUGGUGGACCGGGGUGGACAUUUUGACACUGCGGUGGGAAGGAAUACUGGCUCAUUUUCUUCUGUUUUCUCUGUCUACCAGGACUGAAAUGACCUCCAUAAGUUCACAGCCUGCAUAAUUUGAUUGACUCUCUCAGGCUGUUUGAAAGUCGCCCAGCACCCUUUUAAAAUUUAUUCGUAAGCUCAGUUAGACACAUUGGCCUGUGUUUGCUUUGGCGUACAGUUAAACGGACUUGCGAUGUUUUCACCUCACACGCUCUUCCAAGACCUGUCCUGUUUCUAUUGCAUCACUAAGUCAAGGCUGUCGGGGGGUAAGUGUCAACGCAGUUUAUGACAACUCCAGGGAAAGUUGCGGCGUUAGGAGAAACUAAGUUACCCAUUUAAGCUGGCGCCGAUUUCAGGUUAUGUUCCGUGUGGCGCUGAGAGCCCUCUUAACUGAAUGAGUUCGAGCGCUGUGCACCUGAUGUUCUCGCCUUCCCACUCGUUUUUCAGGUGAAAGCGCUGGAUCUACGUUUACUCUACGCCAUCAACACCCACGCCCAUGCUGACCACGUGACCGGCACAUAUAGGUUAAAGCAGGCUAUCAAGGGCUGCAGGAGUGUCAUCUCGGCCCUGGCUAAGGCAAAGGCCGAUGUGUUUUUCAACGAUGGUGAUAUCAUUCGUUGUGGAGACAUUGAGCUGGAGUGCAGAAGCACACCGGGUGAGUACUGCUCACUGACUGUAUGAAGUGUUCGGGAGCGUCACUGAAGACGGUCUCAUUCUUAACAUCCACAUCCUACGCAUUUGGCGGGAUUCUUUUCUUGGCUGCAAAACAGCGGUCUCGUUAUGCAAUCGAAUGCACAGAUCAACCAGAACCCGGUAAUACUGGCAGUUUAAAGUACACUUCUUUUAACUUUUGUUAAACCUAUCAUUUUCUUCGGCACUCUUGGGAUUCAAUGAAUGUCCAACGCUUGAACUCUGCCUAUCUCCUCUCACCUGGUCUGACUACGAACCCGAGUGUCUUCUUGAACUUAGAGUUGUCCCGCAUGCAGCUUGGGCUAAUUCACCCAGGCGCAUCUGCAUCCCCGCUUCGUGAUGCUUGAUAAACGGAUGUCAUUUGCCUUUCUAUUCUGAAGCCCUGAUUUCAAAGUAAAGCCGUAAGUCUUGUUCACCAGGGUCCACACUGACGUUUUUGGAAGAUCGCGCAGUAUUUGGCGGAACUCGUGUAACAUACGGAAGCUCACACUCCCCUUUUUGCGUGCGUGUCUGCGAAUAAAACCUAGUGGUUGAACUCUGCCGACAGAAGGUUAACUAGAAAUUUCAAAUUCCUACUGACGACCCGCUGCUUAUCAUAAAACGCAAUUACUGCACUUCAGUGUUGGAUUUUGUUGACAAAUUGUGCAGAACUUGCUCAAGAGGAUAGGCAGCCCGUGUAUGCUUGAAGUAACAAUAACAUUAGUUUUUUUACUAGGACUUCAUUUCGCACGGAAACGUCCUUGUUUUUGAGGUCAAAAACCUUGGCAGAACUCAUAAAACUGGAUGGCGGAAAUUGAAAUAGUCAAUUAUGGGCAAAUGAAAUGCUGUACUUUAAAAAAAGUAUAGUCCCUGAUGUGUCCUGGUGCAUGACUUGGUCAACAUGUCGUAUGUACACAUGUUGACAGACUAUCGAAGGUUUGUCAGCCACCGUGUCCAACCAGGUGAUUGGUGGGUUCGGAUAGUCAACUGGUGUAUGAGGAGAGGGAAAAGAAAGUGGGGCAGUCUCAGAGAACUCUAUUCCCAUGGCAAUUCAGAGCAUUCUCUGUUAUAAUAAAGCUGACGAGCUUGAAUCCAUUACGGUGCACAAAGAGUCACGAUUUGAAAGGUUGCCAGCUGACAGGUCAUCGCGGUCGGUCCUGCGUGGACUCAUGCCGUAUAUGUGCGUCAUACCUUGUCCCUAAAACGAGCCACGCAGUAGAUGCGCAGAGCCAACAGGGGAGGAGGGGCUAGAUGGGAGUCUGCCAGCUGUUAUCGAGAAUGGGCGCCGGACGCAAAUGCCACUACUCGCAGGCCGAGUUAUUGGCUCGCGUCGCGCCAAUUCGGAUCCGUUCCGUCCCCCCCUCCCCCCUUUUCUGCGGUUGUGUAAAAUGCUGGUCAGGUGUUCUUGGGAGCGUCAGUGGGUGUGGUGACAUGCCUAGUUGCUGGUGUUGGCCGUGCCAACCACCUGCGCCCUUUCCUGCUUCCUGUCUUCUUGACACCAGAACCCGGCGGGAUGGAGAGGAGAGAGUGCGGUAGAUGCUACGCAAGUCUACAAUCAUUAUGAAAUAUCUCACGCGCAAGUCACCGUCCAUGCUCUCACCCUGCUGUGGCCUCGCAGCGACCAAAAUAGUCACCCACGCCGGAAACAAAACAGGCUGAGAAUUUAUUGAAGCCUGGGCCUCGGAUGAGAAUUCGGUCAAUUGAUUUAUCGAUCUGGAGCCGGCGUACAGAGCCCUGUGUAGUCACCUCCAGUCUUUCGCCGUCGGUCAAUGAUUGGCCUACAUGCCUUAUAACUGCCGUUUGUUCUGUUGCUGCUGCUGCUACCUUUGACGAUGGACUCCUGUACGAGUCUGAAAGCUCAGGACAAUAAACACAGUGUUCCGGUGCUCGACUCGUCUUCUUUACUUAUGCAUACACCUGGAACUAGAAAUUUCGCCUUCAUUCGUGAAAUGUCAUACAUUGCGAGGGUGGUUGUGUACGCCUCGGCACAGGCUCGUGCCGCAGGAGCCAUCUGCGCGCAAUCUCCGCCUCAGAUAGUUGACCGGCUCGACGAUGGUCUGAUGUCUGCGAGAAGGGAGAGAGUCUGAGGUCAAAUCUGUGGGCUCCGUUCUUAUAGCACUCAACGCAUAUCCCCCACUUUAUGACGCGACUUUAAAUUAUCACGGCGGCAUGGAAGGCUGUCAGCUAAGGGGAUAACGCGAUCCUCCUCUCAGGACGGAGCGUCAGGGUCCAAUGACCCCUGCUUUAUGUGGCGGCUAUGGCAUUCCCAGUCAGCUGGGAUCCGAAGCUCCCUUUUUUUGUUUCUGGGAAACCAGGCGUGUGCGGUACGCGCAGAUGGGCUGUCUGAAAUUUGUCAGUCACCGUAUGCGAUCCCGCCCCCGGUUCUCCUGACUUUGUCUUGGGGAGUGGGGAGAGUUAGUGAGGUGGAUGCUGCGCAAGUGUACCGUCACCAUAAACUACUCCGCGAGCAAGUCGCCGUCUCUGCGCCCACUAUGCUGUGGGGCGCACCGCUGACGUCAUCGCCCGAGACGGUCGUUGGGAGUGCGACGCCUAGUGUAGCCAGAUGGAAUUACUUAGACAUUCUAAAAAAACGGGGGAGUCGUCAACUUCUGCGCCCAAUCUUCUCGGAGGUUCGGUUCCCUACGAAGAAAGAUGAUGACGGCAAGUCGUCACUAAGCCUUCGCAGCAACUGUCCAUUGCGUCUGAUGGAAACAGACCACAAAGGAUUGGACUACGAGAGGGAUAGAGGGAGACAGAAGAUCUACAUCCCUGGAAGCCCUUCGCGGCCAACGAGAAUCUCGACAGUUUUUUUCAAAAAAUGCGCACGCAAAGUCGGCAGGCAAAAAUCAAGGAUUAAACCAGUUACGCACCACAUAGCUGGUGCGUGAUAAAAUUUUGAUUAAAUGGUGGACGAAUGCGAGAGUGGACUCGUAUGCCGGUUUGGAGGAAGAAUUCGACAACACUUCAGACAUCAAAAGGACCCAUCGGCCAACGUCUCUUGUUAUUUACCGGAUCGAAUGCAAUUUAGCAUAGCCAACUAUAUAUCGGUGUGAUCAGUAAAAUAUUCAGUCGAGCAUGAAUGAACACUAAAUGGAUUUAGGACUCAAAGGUCAACCUUCUUCAGCGUAGUUUCGUCUCCGGAUGCGUGAAGACCCUAAGCCAAUAGGCUGGCCGGAUUUCGUGCCUAUCGCCGAAAGCGUGACGUUCGUCCGAUAACUCAGCAAAUCGGCAUGCGACCCGAUUACCAGGCCUUAAUUAGCAAACUGAAAGCGCGGAUGAAGGUCAUUUCAGGGCCAAUGGACUCGAUUGCGUGUUCGACUCGUCUGAUGAAUAAACAGCUACUCCAAAAGUUUACUGACCUUGAUCACGCGUAUUUAAUAUCAUUUUAAAUAGCUUUCUGCUCAACUGUCGGUUGAAAAUUUCAUUAUUACUUGCCAGUUCGUAUUCUCGCUUGCUUCCCGCUUCAGGCCAUACACCGGGCUGCACGACCUUUGUGCUGCAUUCCGCAGGGGCGGCAUUCACUGGAGAUGCAUUGUUCGUGCGUGGUUGCGGUCGUACCGACUUCCAGGAGGGUUCCGCGGACCAGCUCUACGACUCCGUUCACUCCAAAAUCCUGUCUCUGCCUCGUAAUUACCUGCUCUUUCCGGCACAUGACUACACCGGCCGCAUGGUGACCACUGUGGACGAGGAACUGCGGCUGAACCCCAGGUAAGUCGACGAUAGGAACACGUGUACAUAGUAUCGCCUUCCUUACCCUCAUCCACAUUUACGAUGUUUUUUGAGCUCGGACGAGCGAAGACAAGAAUCCCAGGGUCGCUGGAACAACUUUCUAUACUGACCGUACGUUCGAACAUUCUAUUCUGCUGCUCACUGUCACAGCCGGUGAUGACCAAGUGGCUAACCAGACUGUACCUCGGCCUUACCAGUUAUCGCGCCCAGUGACGAUCCAUUUGUCUGCCUUCCCCGCUUAUUCGUUGCCGCCUUGUUGGUGCGAGAGCCAUGGUGGUGCCUUGUCCGUGUGCAGAUUCAACACACUUGUUGAACAGGGAAUAGUUAUGACCGCUUGGGGGUUACAAGAACGAGUCACCGCCAUUGCGGGAGAAGGUGACGACAAGAAAAAUCGAUAAUCACAGGCCGCAUUAACUCGUAAGGUCUUAUGGAUUUCAGUUAGUUUUUUUGCGUAGGCCCCAACAGUGCUCAGCAGACUCAACUUUGAAACAGUCGCUGUCGGUGGUACAGUGCGUGACCGAUUUCAUGAAAUGUUGGUCAAAAUUCUGGAAUGCGUUGCUGAUUAGCAAGGAUUACUUAAGUGGGGUUGUUAUACUGAUUAUAAUGCAUCAUAACCUUAUAGCAUUUCGGGCUUGCCAGGAUGUCGGCUUUUGAAUGCACUUCCUUUUUACCUCCUGCAGAAACCACAGUCGGUAAAAAUUGACUACUUAACUAGCAUGCAUUUUUCCUAGUGAUUUUCGAUAGUCUUAUAAAUUCAAAUAUAGUUUACAGAAAACAUGCACAAAAAUAUUCGUUCUUUUCCUCAUUUGGUAGAAAAUCACAUUGUCUUCAUAUUUUAUACCCGAAAAAGUGUAUAUUUAGGUUUUGAAAAAGUUUCAUCAUUCCCGAAUAAUUUUUCAGCCUGAUCUGCCAUUACAUCAGCGUUUAGCAAUUUCAGUCUACAAAGUGCAUGCAUUCCGCGUAAGGAAAAUCAUAUAUUUCUCUAUGCCUUUAAGAAGAUACUACAUAAGUCUCAUGAAAUUUCGCAAUGGAUCCGACUGCGUUGUACAUUUCAUGAGGAGCAUUAGUAAACGGACAUGUGCGGUCUUGCAUGCAUGGACAUCGCACGGUCUUAAAAAUUUCGUAAUUAGAAACUUUUAAAACCUAAACAUAGGUUUCUUCGGGCAUAAAAUAUAAAGCCAACGUGAUUUUCUAUCAAAUGAGCAAAAGAAAGAAUAUUUUUGUGUAUGUUUUCCGUAAAUUACAUUUGAAUUUAUAAGACUAUCGAAAAUCACUAGGAAAAUACAUGCUACUUAAGUAGUCAAUUUUUACCGAGUGUGCUUUCUGCAGGAGGUCGAAAAGAAGUGCAUUCAAAAGCCAACAUCCUGGCAAGUCCGAAAUGUACUCAUUAUGGUCUAUUCCCUAGAGUCAACCGGCAUAGUUCUUUGCCAAAGUCCGUCGACCGUACAUCUCCUUCGUAUCAGAAUAUGACUGGCGGUUUGCGGGCUAUAAGCUAAUCGUGCUUCUCCACCUGUCCUACAAUGAGUUCACAUAUUUUAAGGGCUCCUAAGUGGUUCUUUUAGGAUGCCUUGUCGCUCGUAGUGCUUCAAUCUUCCUUCGACUUAGAACCGCAUCGCUUCAUCCGUCCCUGUUGGUCUCUGUACUGAGAUAGCAGCCUGCUAUUUGGAUUACUUCUGCAUGCUGCAGAGGUAAUCGAGUGUUCAUCGGGAACUGUUUUAGAGAUUUUGAGUAAAAUAGGGGAACUUACGAGUGAAGGGCAUCCCCUACCUGUCUGUAAUACCUCCUUUUAAUGUCCAACGAUAGUUCGGGGGGAGCACUACUGUUCCGAGUAAGCAGUACUGACUUGGGCUACCUCGGCUCCUUACUCUUUUUCGCAGCGACGAGGUGUAGACUGCACAACUAACUUGAGCUAACCUGUGGACCGUUUCAUACGUUGAAUGGCAGUAGAGGGGACCUAUAUGGGAUUAGGAGUGUGAGAAAGCCGCACUACUCCGUACUUGAGCGCAAACAUUUGAGAAGACGGUUCCCCACGAACGACCGUAAAAGGCAUUAGUCGGUUCUUUCCAGUGGAAAUAAUUGGGUUCUUUUUCCGUAAACAUGGAAUACUGAGGACAGAAAUACAUGCUGCCUAAGUAAGCGUGACGUUUGUCCAAACUGGGUCUUUCAAGGUGACCAGACAGGCUCUCAUGUGAAAGCCGACGGGCCGCGGUGUACAAACAGGCAUGUGUUUAAAAGAAGACGAGGGCACGAUCACUGGGACGGUAUAUUUAUUGGUAGUAGCUUUCGAACUCGAACUGGAGUUCAUCAUCAGAGACUUCUAGAGCACAAACCAAACCUAGUCACGGACGUAAUCCCGUCCCCCCUAACGGCACAACGAUAUAAAUGUUCACACGUUGCUGCACUCUAGCAGUCUCUGCUGAUGAACUCCAGUUCGAGUUUGAGAGCUAAGGCCAAUAAAUCCAUCGUCCCAGUGAUCGUGCCAUCGUCUUCUUUUAAACAAGAACCUGGGAUGCGCAUAUUCUCUUCCAUUCGUGAGACAUGUGUUUGCCUUCCAUGUUUAUCAACUCUAAGACCCUACCAGAGCAAGCUUUCUCACGGAGAUCAUUUCUGCUGGACUUUAUGCUAUGACUCUUGAGUUUCGCACAUGUUUAAGGUCAUUUAACUGAUAAAUAAUAUUUGUGCAAGCGACAACAAUAACGGCUCUCGGUGACAUCAGCAAGGACUGUCACAAUUCGCGAUGCAACUCUUUCUGUCUCUACCUCUGUUCCUCACGAGAGGUAAGGAAGUUUGCCGAACCGUGUCGGCGAGAAAUAAGUUUGUUUUUGCCAUUGACAGAGUCAGGAUCAAUGGGGGAGGGAGGGAGGAGAAGCCGCAGUUAUCCAAUCAGAAUCCUCAGAUGGGUACGUGGCACAAAUCGUCACAUGCGACUUUCCGAGUCAUGGUGUGAACUUGAGGAUUUAGAGUGCACCCCACACUGGCUAGACUACACAUACUGAAUGUCAAAAUACCCGCUCGUUAUGAAGAAGCCACACGCAGACGCAAUAUCUACGAUGCCCAGGAAGUAUGUAGGUUGUCUGAGAGGUGCAAGACAACGUCCCGAUUCACUAGUUUUGUGUGCACGAUUUUUCCUGGACAUUUAUGAUCGGCGACUUCAACUAUAAACGCACAUUUACCCGGUCCUGGUCAGAUCUUUUGGCAUUGCCGGGACACAGUGUUGUAGUGUUGACUAACGAAUAGGUGAGGGCGCAGGGAUUGGCGAAACCGGUGUCCAAGUCCCUAACUCAACCGCGCGCAGGGGAAUCCUGUCGUCCGCAAAAUAUGCACGCUAUAAUUCCGGCAGGGUCGCGUAAAACACAGAAAAGAUCGCACUCUUACGCCAACCCCACCAAACUCCGCAAAGGAAACUACACUCAUACUGUAUGAAAUCGCCUUGACAGGACUCAACGUUAGAGUAGGCCCUUUCAGCAGUCCCGAUUACAAAACCCCUGCGUAGUGCAGGUUUGCCCUGCUAAAAGUCGAUCCGACGACAUUAUCUUUGGACCGCGUCGUCGAUGAUCAGACUGCCAAGCCCCCCUAAAUGUCAACAGUAUUUCCUCGUUUUAGCAGACCAAUGCGGAACCCUCAAAUUUGCCGAAAUAAAUAUCGAUUAAUUAUUCAUACAUUUCAAAACGCCAGCUGGUAUUGUAAAUGGACUCGGAUAUUCCCAUUAGAACCAAUCCAACUCCUAAAUGUAACGAAAUUUAAGCCUUCGCGUGAUUAUCGAGAAAUGGGGGGGGGGGUUAUCGAGGGACUGUUUAACUUGCACCCAUCUACGGAGACGCUAGUUCUCCGCCCUAAACCCGCCACCUUAUUAUAUCAGGGAUUUCAGAUAUACUUUUCUUCUCUUUUUGUCCGUCUACCUAUUACCGCAUUUCUGAUUCAUUUACCUUACGUAGACUCACAAAGUCGAAGGCCGAAUUUAUCGAGAUAAUGAAUAACCUGAACCUCCCCCGACCAAAGCUCAUGGACCAUGCCGUGCCGCUGAACCUGGUCUGUGGUGUCCCCAGUGAAUGA